This is a messenger RNA of Dendrobium catenatum, 1861 nucleotides long. Its product is annotated as pentatricopeptide repeat-containing protein At2g29760, chloroplastic-like. Gene Ontology annotation, molecular function: RNA binding; protein binding. The record is from RefSeq and is a predicted model, not a curated record. Gene Ontology annotation, biological process: RNA modification. The transcript is spliced from 2 exons. The coding region runs from base 419 to 1696 and encodes 425 amino acids. Gene Ontology annotation, cellular component: intracellular membrane-bounded organelle. Lineage: Eukaryota; Viridiplantae; Streptophyta; Magnoliopsida; Asparagales; Orchidaceae.
ACCUUCACAAACCCGGUCUUCACCUCUAUGCAGUUCGCUCCUCGCCGGAAAUGGAAUCUACUAAUCGAAAGCUCUACCAAAGAUGGUUUCUUCUUAGAAUCCCUUGAUCUCUACUCUUCAUUGCUGAAGUCUGGUUGUCACGGAGACCACCUUACAUUUACUUUCGUGGUGAAGGCCUGCGCUCAGCUGGCUUCCUUAUGGUCUGGCAGAAAAGUCCAAUCCCAUGUAAUCUUACUUGGUUUCCAAUCCGAUGUCUUUGUUCAGACUUCUCUUUUGGAUAUGUAUUCCAAAUGCUCUUUCUUGUCCGAGGCACGACAGAUGUUUGAUGAAAUGCCAAGCAAAAGCGUGGUUUCCUGGAACUCUAUGAUCUCUGCUUAUGCCAAGGAGUUCCAGAUAGACGAGUCGUUUCGGCAUUUCAAUGAAAUGCGCUCUUGUUGUUUCAUUCCAUCCUCAAGCACUUGCGUCAGCCUUGUAUCAGGAUGUUCUGGCUCAACUUCUGCCCUACAGCAGGGUAAAUCGGUCCAUUGUUUUGGAAAGAUCAGCCAUCACUUACACCACCAUCUUUGGUGGCUAUGCAAAGCUUGGAGAUUGUUUUAUGGUGCUGAAUCUCUUCAAUCAAAUACGCUUGAAACAGAUAGGUCUGGAUGCCAUUGUAUUUGUCAAUCUUAUUUCAUCUUGUGCUCUUUUAGGAAGAUUGCUGAUAGCAUCCUCUGUGCUUUCUCUUUUGAUCAGAAAUGGUUUCGAUUGCAAACCUAAUGUUGCUGCUGCAGUAGUUAAUAUGCUUGCAAAAUGUGGUGAUAUAUUUUCUGCUAGAAAGUUUUUUGAUUCUGUCACUAACAAGGAUGUCCUCCUUUGGACUUCAAUGAUUGGUGGCUAUGUUCAUGCUGAUCUCUCAAGAACAGCAUUAGAUCUUUUUGAGGAUAUGAUAAGUACAGAUUUGCCACCAAACAAGAUAACAAUCAUCACCAUACUAUCAGCUUGUGCUGCCAUUGGUUCACUCUCUGCUGCUGAACAAAUUAUUGAACACAUAGAUGCUUAUGGGUUUCAAUCAGACUUGCAAACUCAAACCUCGUUGAUCCACAUGUACUGCAAGUGUGGGAGUUUAGAGAGAGCUGAAGAAAUAUUCAAUGCCUUAUCUCGCAAGGACUUGGCGGCAUGGAGCUCCAUGAUAAAUUGCUAUGCUUUUAAUGGCAAGGGAGAAGAAUCACUUGCUCUGUUUAAGGAGAUGCUGAAGGACAAAAGCAUUAAGCCAGAUGCAGUAGUUUUUACUGAUGUUUUAUCAGCAUGUAACCAUUGUGGUUUGGUUAAGGAAGGUUUGAAAUGCUUCACAAGUAUGCAACUGCAAUAUGGUAUUGAACCUAGCAAAGAACAUUAUUCAUGUAUGGUAGAUCUUUUGAGCAGAGCAGGAUACAUUGAUUCAUCUUUGGAAUUCAUCGGUCAAGUACCGGUUCAAUUAAGAAGUCAAUUAUGGAGUCCUUUUCUUAGUGCAUUAAGAGCUUGUAAUGGUGCUCUUGGAGAAAAUAUCUUGCCCAGUAAGUGGGAGGUGGAGGGAGAGAGCACAGGGAAUCAUGUAUUACUUGCUGGUAUAUCUGCUUCUUUAGGGAAGUGGAAAGACGCUAGAGAUUUCAGAAUGUCAAUAGACAAGAGAGGGUUGAGAAAGGAAGCUGGAUGGAGUAGAACUGAGCUUUAUAGCUGAACAACCUAUGUAUAUUUAGAUUGUACAGCACAAUUGAGAUUUUUCUUAGUAAAUUAUUUAUGUAGCCAUUCGCUUUCUUUGUAACGCUUCGCCACAUUGUUCGGGAAGAAGUUCAUUUGAUUGGAGCACUUAGAAUAUUUAAUGUAUGUGAGCAUUAUGUAAAAA